Messenger RNA from Rhipicephalus sanguineus (brown dog tick), 1526 nucleotides. Its product is annotated as U3 small nucleolar RNA-interacting protein 2. Gene Ontology annotation, cellular component: small-subunit processome. The transcript is spliced from 13 exons. Gene Ontology annotation, molecular function: snoRNA binding; protein binding. The coding region runs from base 1 to 1497 and encodes 498 amino acids. The record is from RefSeq and is a predicted model, not a curated record. NCBI's taxonomy places the organism in Eukaryota, Metazoa, Arthropoda, Arachnida, Ixodida, Ixodidae.
AUGUCGUUCUUCAUAAGGAAAGCAGGAGGGGCAAGUCGACCUCAGGCACGCUUGAAAAAUGGAAAGGUGAGUGGCUUAGACGAGCUUGAGUCUUUUGACAACCGAGCAGAGCGUGGUGUGAAGUUCUUUGUGAUCAGGUGUUUUUUUCUCUCUCACCAGAAACGCGUUGGAAGUUCGGCGAAAGCUAGCCACACCAACAAAAAGAGCAAAGUAGUCUCCAAGGGCAGGCAUGUGGAUGAAAUUGUGUCGAGUGAAUCGGAAGCAGAAAACGACGUUGUUCUCGGCCGUCAUCACGCCUCGGAGGACGAAGAAGAGCUCGAAACGGAGCAAGAGAAAAAGCUAAGGCUCGCGAAGAAGUACCUCGCCGAAAUUGAGAGGCAGGAGAAAGAGAAGCUUGAUGCCCAAGAAGUCGACCGUGCUGUCGUUUCUCAUCGACUGCGUACCGACUUGCUAGAGCAAAGCGGACAGCUUCACAAAAAGGUCGCAGAAAAGGUUCAAGGUGUGGACAAAGACCGGAUUUUGAUCCUUAAAGGCCACAAGCUGUCUGUGACAUGUGUGACAGUGUCGCAGGACGGCCAACACAUUUUCAGUGGCGCUAAGGACUGUACCAUAAUGAAAUGGUGUGCAAAAACGGGCAAGAAGCUCUUCACCGUACCGGGUGCCAAGAAAAAUGACGAUGCGAAGUUGGGGCACGGAGGCCACGUCCUGGCCAUUUCCAUCACUUCAGAUGGCAUGUACCUGGCGAGUGGCUGCCAGCUCAAGGUCAUAUUUAUUUGGAACCCGUCCACAAUGCAGCGGCUGCACAUAUUCCAGGGUCACAGAGGUCCAGUUAUGGGUCUUGCUUUCCGAACUGGAAGCCAUCAGCUAUACAGUUGCUCCGGCGACCGGUCUGUGAAGGUCUGGAACUUGGAUGAGAUGGCCUACGUUGAGACACUUUUUGGCCACCAGGACGCAGUCACGGCGAUUGACAGCUACACACGUGAGCGUGCUGUCACCGCAGGCAGUCGGGACAACACGUUGCGUGUCUGGAAGAUCCCGGAGGAGUCUCAGCUGGUCUACCAGAGCCAUAAUUGCUCCGUCGAUUGUGCCAAAAUGAUCAAUGAGCAGCACUUUAUCUCCGGAGCUGAUGAUGGGUCACUCAGCCUUUGGUCUGCUCUGAAGAAGAAGCCAACUUGCAUACAUCAUCAAGCACAUGGUUCACAGGAUGGGGCUCCACGCUGGAUUACCGCUGUAGCCUCACUACGUUGCACAGACCUGAUAGCUUCAGGUUCCUGGAAUGGCGAAGUCAAGCUGUGGAGUUCCGGGGAUGAAUGCAAGAAACUGAAAGAAGUUGCGAGCAUACCUGUGGAAGGAUUUGUGAAUGCCCUUGUCUUCAACAGCUCAGGAGACGUCUUGGUAGCAGCAGUGGGUCAGGAACACCGGUUAGGGAGGUGGUGGAAAUUGAAAGAUGCAAAAAAUUGUGUCAUAGUCCUCCCCGUCAACCUUAAGGAUGUGUAAAUGUAAUAAAUUAAAAUAGUGUUGGUUUU